Molecule: messenger RNA, 1059 nt
Organism: Phragmites australis (common reed)
Lineage: Eukaryota; Viridiplantae; Streptophyta; Magnoliopsida; Poales; Poaceae
Exons: 6
Coding region: 8-610 (200 amino acids)
Source: RefSeq, a predicted model, not a curated record
GGCACGCAUGGAGGCCGCUGCAGAGCGCCACGAGGCGAGCAGUCGAGUGUUCCCUAGAGUCCCCGUCUCUCCGCCACCGCCUGCAACCGCUUCACGUUCCCUAAUCCUUCGCAGCUCCCCUUUCCGACCCCAAAUGGAAACCAAGAAGUCCUCUGCUCAGCACCAGCCCCGCGCCAUGGAGCCUAAAAAACCCUCUCCCCGCGGCGCCGGGGCCGCGGCCGCCGCGACCACCGAAGCCGAGUCCCCGUUGACCAGCCUGUUCUACCCACCGGCGCACGGGGCAAAUGGGAAAGAUAAGGACCUGUACAGCAUCCUCUACAAAGAGCAGAGCGGGAGUGCACAAGCUGACAUGACAGGUAAUGGUAAAACCCAGUGGACUCCUUCCAAAAGUCAUACCGCAUACGCCAAGGAUAGUAAACAUUCACAGCCAUAUGAUCCAGUUGAUACGUCUUGUUUUGGAUCGUCUGUGCAUUAUGGUGGCCGAGAUUAUUUCUACGGCAGCUCUACAACCAAGCAAGCCACAAAAUCCUCCAAUGAUUACAAGGUGGACAAGAAGGAUCCAGCCACAGAUUCUCAUGGCGAUUGGUGGCAAGGCUCAUUUUACUACUAAGUGGAUUUGGUGGCCUGUCCCUUGAGAACAAGGUUCUUUAUGGCAGGAGCUAAGAGGGGAGGGAGUGAGCCUUGUUAACUAGACUAGACUGUUGGUAGUAGUAUCAAUUACCUGCAUCAUAGUGGACCCGCUUUCGUCCAAUGGUGGUACCAGUAUUUAGAAGCACCAUCACACCUGGGCAGAUGCAGUGUGUGUCUUUACUUUUCCUUUCAUAGUUUCUUGUUUAGAUGUGCAAUGUAAUGAAUAUCUAGCACAGUAAGAGUUAGGUUGCAUAAAAGGGUCCCUGUCCAUUCUGCCAGUAAUAUGGGCGGUUUGGCAUCUGACACCUUAGAGUCAUGUCUAUGUUGCAUGUACAAUUGGAUCGUCGCUCCAAUGCAAAAAUGCUGGAGAAGCGGCGAUCGCUUCACAUUGUAUACCUUCACCGCUGGAAUUUGACAGAAGGUUGGAAA